AUGCCCGCGGACAGAGUCAAGGAAGCUCAAGUGCUGUUCAACACUGAGCCUCAGCAUCAGAUCCCUCUCGCAACACCCCUGGCAGCCUAUAUUCGAGUCCCGCUGUCAUGGUAUCACAGCACCACAUACGCCUUCUUCCCGGAUGAGACGCAUUCCAUGAUCCGCAGGGUCUACACACACCCAAGCCAGGACUAUUCCAAGCGGCACUUUUGUGGCUUCUGCGGCACCCCGUUAUCGUAUUGGUCCGAGGACCCUCGGAGCGAGGCCGAGUUCAUCAACCUCACGCUCGGCAGUCUGCUGCGGGAGGACAUUCGAGACCUGGAGGAUAUUGGUCUGAUCCCCCAGGACGGCGAUGAAGAUGCGCCGUCCGGCAGCGAGGCUGCGCCGGCGGCGACACCGACGAAAAGGACAGCUCUCCAGCAGUCGUUUGGCGUUCCCUGGUUCGACGGCUUAAUCGACGGUUCUCGGCUAGGAAACAUGCGCCGGAGCUACGGCACUAGGAGAUCGCGCGACGGGCAGACGAGCAUCGAAUGGGAAAUUGUCGAGUUUUCGGAGAAUGGCGGCGGAGAAACGGGCGAGGGCGAUUCUGCGUUGAUGCAUCUUGGCAAGAGGAAGCUUGGAGAGCAUGAUUUGUGA
Trichoderma gamsii is the source of this 636-nucleotide messenger RNA. RefSeq lists its product as hypothetical. The record is from RefSeq and is a predicted model, not a curated record. Lineage: Eukaryota; Fungi; Ascomycota; Sordariomycetes; Hypocreales; Hypocreaceae. Bases 1 to 636 code for a protein of 211 amino acids. The transcript is spliced from 2 exons.